Molecule: messenger RNA, 1561 nt
Organism: Loxodonta africana (African savanna elephant)
Lineage: Eukaryota; Metazoa; Chordata; Mammalia; Proboscidea; Elephantidae
Gene: PIERCE1
Product: piercer of microtubule wall 1
Exons: 3
Coding region: 935-1345 (136 amino acids)
Biological process (GO): axoneme assembly
Cellular component (GO): axonemal microtubule
Source: RefSeq, a predicted model, not a curated record
GCCGGGGUAGUGGGUCCUCCCACCACUGUCCCGGGAAGGGCGGCAGGAGCGGCCUCUGGCCCCCUCGCUGCAGAAGUGCGAGGCAAACCCCAGAAGACUGAGAGCCGUCACUCGCGGGAACCUCCCUGGGGGAUGAGGACCCUCCUAGCCUCCCGCCAGGAGAUUUCUUCCCCAAGGCCAAUAUAACCUUUCUCACCGAGACCAUUUAUUAUUUCUGAACACUUAUAUAUUCGUUGCCGUGGAGUCAAUUCCGACUCAUAGCGACCCUAUAGGACAGGGUAGAACUGCCCCAUAGAGUUUCCAAGGAUCGCCUGGUGGAUUUGAACUGCUGACCUUUUGAUUAGCACUCGCAGCACUUAACCACUAGGCCAUCAGGUCUGAACGCUCUGCACUCCAUAAAUUUAUCCAAAUGUCGAAUUUAAAUUUAGACUCAGGGUAUUGGGCACAUGAAGUUACCGGUCAAGAUGUACCCCGGCGCAUACAGUAAGCGUCAAAUCAUUGAUUGACACGUGGCCUUGGGGUAACGGUAACCCCCUCAAUUUGCUGAUGAAGCCCCCAGGACCUCGGGUUUCAUUUGCCCCCAAAUCCGACCCCAAGGCUCCAUAUCCUGCGCGCCUUCCACUGCGUUUUGGAAAAAUCCUCGGUUGGGUCGCGCGCCUUUUCGCCUGAUGACUAAUAGUGACACGCUCCGCAGCCCCGAGUCCCAGCAGGAACAGGCUCAAGCCCUUUGUUGUUCGCAGGAAGGUUCUAGACCUCGCAUUUAUCCCAAGUCCCAGCAGAAGCCCUGGCCUGCGUGGCUCGGCGCCUUUAAGAACCGGGCCCUCCCCGGUCAGGUGACCAGGCCGUCGCUAAGCAACAGGACGCCACGCCGACAGUCGCGGCUUUGCUGCCGAGCGUGCUUCCGCCCUUCUCGUUGCUGCGGUGGCCAGAGACAAUGUCCCAGGAAGACCCCAAAGAGUGGGCAGAACCCGCCGAGCACAAGGCCAAGUCUCCCCCGGAGAAAACCAGCGACUAUUACCGAGUGAGCGAGGACCUACCGGCCAGGUUCAACAACCCGGGGUGGUUUCGGGGCUACAGGACCAAGGAGCCUGGCUCCAUGUACAGGACCAGCAAUCAGGCAUAUGGAGGCCAAGCCCCCACGGUGCACGAGAUGCCGAAAGUAUUUUAUCCUCAUUCCAGUAAAUUUUCCCAACAACUUGCUGCCUUCGGGAUGUACCAGAACAACACCUUCAACGUCUUCAUGGAGAGAAGCUUCGUGACCGGCCCGGACAACUACAUCACCCCCUAUGACCGCCUCAACUUCCACCCCAGCUACAACACCAACAGGCCGUCCAUCUGCGACUGAGAGACCCGGCCGGUGAAGAAUCAUCACCCCUGGGCCUGGGUCACCUGCUCGGCUGUAGUGGUUCGGCCUUCACCGCUUGUCCCGAAGCUAACUUUCUUCUCUGCAAUAGUGAAAACAGGCAAACAGGCCUGCAUUUCCUGCUUUAUUUUAUGUCUAAGAUGUACAUGGAAAAGAUGCUAUUUGUAUGACUUUCCAUUAAAACUAUUGCCACGUAUA